AGUGAUACUGACUUCAAAUCUCAUUCGUCUCAAUCAACUUGUUUGUGACUACAACAACUGUAAUUUCACAUCAUUUAUAUUCAUCAAAAUGUUGUGGUUUUAGAAGAUAUAGCCUAAUAAAGAGAUCAAAAUGCUAACUUGGAUUCAAAUUAUUAUUGCAAUCAUCGUAGUUUAUGUGAUUUUUGAAAAGUUUCGACAACGUAGAUUAGGAGGCAGUCUGCCCGGCCCGCCCACUGUCCCGUUUUUUGGAAAUGCUCUCCUUUUUCAAGGAUAUGGCAUAGAAGAUUUUGUUUGCAUUGCAAUAAGAUUGCAAGAAGAAUUCAGUAAUUUAUUCAGAUUAUGGCUGGGACGUCAUCUAAUGGUGUAUGUGGCAGACCCGGCAAGUUUAGAAACCAUUUACAAGAGCAAUGAUAACCUGAACAAGAGUAUACUAUAUGAAUUUUUCACUGACUAUUCGCGUGGUGUCGUUGUUGCUGGAGGUGAGAAAUGGCGAGGCCUAAGAAAGGUUGUAAACACGACCUUCCAUCAUAGCAAUAUGGAGAAUUAUCAGAAAAUUCUGAAUGACUGUUCGCAAAUACUAUGUCAAGUGCUCGAGAAAAAAUGUGAUGGACCAAUAUUCAAUAUGGACCCCAUCAUACAUCGAUGCAUGCUCCAAGUCAUUUGCAGUAGAUCAACUCUAUUAUGA
Nilaparvata lugens (brown planthopper) is the source of this 685-nucleotide messenger RNA. Its product is annotated as cytochrome P450 4d2-like. NCBI's taxonomy places the organism in Eukaryota, Metazoa, Arthropoda, Insecta, Hemiptera, Delphacidae. The record is from RefSeq and is a predicted model, not a curated record. The coding region runs from base 131 to 685 and encodes 184 amino acids. The transcript has 6 exons. Gene Ontology annotation, molecular function: monooxygenase activity; oxidoreductase activity, acting on paired donors, with incorporation or reduction of molecular oxygen; iron ion binding.